Balaenoptera acutorostrata (minke whale) is the source of this 1295-nucleotide messenger RNA. It is a transcript of the gene MED18, whose product is annotated as mediator complex subunit 18. Gene Ontology annotation, molecular function: transcription coregulator activity. Gene Ontology annotation, cellular component: core mediator complex; mediator complex. The coding region runs from base 314 to 940 and encodes 208 amino acids. The transcript has 3 exons. The record is from RefSeq and is a predicted model, not a curated record. Lineage: Eukaryota; Metazoa; Chordata; Mammalia; Artiodactyla; Balaenopteridae. Gene Ontology annotation, biological process: termination of RNA polymerase II transcription; regulation of transcription by RNA polymerase II.
AUUCAGAGAGGUGGAACGCAUAGAUUUUAGUCUGGUCUGGGUUCUGCCACCGACCUACUGUGUGUCCUUGGGCUCCUCCCCAAGUCUCAAUAUCCUCAUCUAUAAAUUGAACGGUAGACAAGAUUCUUUAAGUCACCUUUCAAUCCAUCUAUUAUUGCAGGUCCAUUUUGUCGUCUGAGCAACAAAGCCUUGGGGGUUAAAUAUCGUUGGCCCCGUUUUAGAAGGAAGACAUUGAGUUCCAGGGUGUAUCCUGUGCUUUACUUGACGGGGGACUCCGAGUCCGGUUCUGUCGUUUUCAACUUAAACAGGUAACAUGGAGGCGCCUCCAGUCACCAUGAUGCCUGUCACCGGGGGCACCAUUAACAUGAUGGAGUACCUGCUGCAGGGAAGUGUUUUAGAUCACAGCUUGGAAAGCCUCAUCCACCGCCUUCGUGGUUUGUGUGACAACAUGGAACCUGAGACUUUCCUUGACCAUGAGAUGGUAUUCCUCCUUAAGGGCCAGCAGGCCAGUCCGUUUGUUCUAAGGGCUCGACGCUCUAUGGAUAGGGCAGGGGCACCCUGGCAUCUGCGCUACCUGGGACAGCCAGAAAUGGGAGACAAGAACCGCCAUGCCCUGGUGCGUAACUGCGUGGACAUUGCAACAUCUGAGAACCUUACUGACUUCCUGAUGGAAAUGGGCUUCCGCAUGGACCAUGAGUUUGUUGCCAGGGGACACCUGUUCCGUAAGGGCAUCAUGAAGAUCGUGGUGUACAAGAUCUUCCGCAUCUUGACACCAGGGAACACAGACAACACUGAGGCCUUGUCACUUUCCUACCUUGUGGAACUAAGUGUUGUUGCACCAGCUGGGCAGGACGUGGUGUCUGAUGACAUGAGGAACUUUGCAGAGCAGCUGAAACCUCUGGUUCACCUAGAGAAAAUAGACCCCAAAAGGCUCAUGUGACAAGGCAGUCUGUCCACCACUGGGGCUUGUCCUCAGCUGUUACAAAAAACGAAGACGUUAUAAUUGCCCUAUUUCACCACUGCCAGCCAGGCAUUCUUCCCUCAGGAAGGAGGACAAUGAGAACUUAGUUGGUUCUUUGCACUGUUUUCCUCAUAUGGCCAGUUCACUUUUGUGACAGCCUUUCUAAAUUAAAGGCUAAGGAUGACAUGGAGAAUCUAGAUAAUCCCUCUGCAUAAAGAGGGGAAACUGGAAUAAAAUAGCUUUGGGGAAUAAAAAUCUUUUAAUUGUUUUGCCAUUUGUGUGUAAGGUUUGUAAAACAGAGACUGAGUUUGUAUUGUGCAGUAAUAAAGGCUAU